CUCGUCCUCCCACCAUGUACUCUGCAGGCCUGGAGAUCCUGGGGAUGAUCCUGGCGGUGGCGGGCUGGCUGGGGGUGAUGGUGGCGUGCGGCCUGCCCAUGUGGCGCGUGGCGGCCUUCAUCGGCCAGAACAUCGUCAUCUCCCAGGUGAUCUGGGAGGGCCUGUGGAUGAACUGCUCGGUGCAGAGCACGGGCCAGAUGCACUGCCGCGUCCACGAGUCCAUGCUGGGGCUUCCCACGGACCUGCAGGCCGCCCGGGCCUUGGUCAUCGUCUCCAUGGUGAUGAGCAUCGUGGGAAUCGGCUUGGCGGUGGCCGGCGCCAAGUGCACCAACUGCAGCCGGGACGUGAGCAGCAAGCCGCGGCUGGUGGCGGCGGCCGGCGUGACGUUCGUGGCGGCCGGGCUGCUGAUGCUGGUGGCCGUGUCGUGGAUGGCCCACGCCAUCGUGCUGGGCUUCUACGACCCCAUGCUGGAGGAGACGGGGAAGCGGGAGUUCGGGAACGCUCUGUACUUCGGCUGGGCCGCGUCCUGCCUGCUCAUCCUGGGGGGCGCUCUGCUCUGCUGCUCCUGUCCGUCUAAAGCAGCGGCAGCGCCGAGUGGCGCCGUCUCCGCAGCGCCCAGGGUGGAUUACUCAGCCGUCAAAAGCACUUCGGUCAACGGAUACACCAGGAAGGACUAUGUCUGAACGACUGAUAUGACUGAAAAUGUUUGUGGAUAGAAAAACAAAAACAG
Xiphophorus maculatus (southern platyfish) is the source of this 730-nucleotide messenger RNA. RefSeq names its product claudin-4-like. The record is from RefSeq and is a predicted model, not a curated record. The transcript has a single exon. NCBI's taxonomy places the organism in Eukaryota, Metazoa, Chordata, Actinopteri, Cyprinodontiformes, Poeciliidae. Gene Ontology annotation, biological process: bicellular tight junction assembly; cell adhesion. Gene Ontology annotation, molecular function: structural molecule activity. The coding region runs from base 15 to 683 and encodes 222 amino acids. Gene Ontology annotation, cellular component: plasma membrane; bicellular tight junction.